AACAGCGUUUCUUGCAACCUUUUAAUUCCGUAUUUUCGUGUCUCUGUGCGCGUUCAUUUUCUCUGCUGUGUGUUCCCGGAAGCGUUCAUUUUCAUUCCGUUUGUUUGUUUUCGGUUUCCGGUUUUCGGUUUCUCCGCCGUCUCCGCAGACAAAAAGAAGAAGAGGAGAAACGAUGUCUUCAGCGGAGGCGGGGAGGAUGGAGCCGCUGACGUCAGGUGCGAGCAACCGUAUAAUUCCGAUCAUGAAGGCUCUGAGAGCUUCAUUGAUCUUCUACACGUUCUUCCUCUCGUUCGUUCUCUUCGUUCUCCCUCGCCGUUCUCGCCGUGGCACCCUAGCCGGUGCGCCGCCUUCGUCGCCGAGGAAGCACUUCAAGAAGAGAUGGCUUGUUAGGGAGGAGGAGGACACGUGCCGGAGGAGAGCCCUCGCUCAGGACGUUGGGAUGGGAACCGAUGACUGGCUAUGCCGGUGGAGUACUUCAAUCUUCUACGGCGUUAGGAACAACGCUCUUUUUUGUCGCCAGUGGUUCCCGGUUGCCGGUGAUCUUAAGGGCAUUCUGGUAAUCAUUCAUGGGCUUAACGAACACAGUGGAAGAUAUGCUGACUUUGCAAGGCAAUUAACAUCAUGUAGCUUUGGUGUCUAUGCAAUGGACUGGAUAGGUCAUGGAGGGAGUGAUGGAUUGCAUGGGUAUGUACCAUCUCUUGAUCAUGUGGUUGCAGACGUAGGUGCUUUCUUAGAAAAGAUAAGAUCAGACAAUCCCGGUGUACCAUGCUUUCUCUUUGGACACUCCACUGGCGGGGCUGUGGUUUUGAAGGCGGCCUCCCACUAUCAUAUUAAAGCAAUGGUGGAAGGAAUCAUAUUAACUUCACCAGCGUUGCGUGUGAAGCCAGCUCAUCCAAUUGUUAAUGCUAUUGCUCCAAUGUUGUCUCUGUUAGCUCCAAAGUACCAGUUUAAAGGAGCAAACAAAAGGGGUAUUCCGGUUUCAAGGGAUCCGGCGGCUUUGUUGGCCAAGUACUCUGAUCCAUUGGUCUACACUGGACCUAUAAGGGUCCGAACGGGCCACGAAAUACUGAGAAUUUCCUCUUACCUUAUGCGGAACUUCAAGUCUGUGACGGUGCCAUUCUUUGUCCUCCACGGAACUGCCGAUAAGGUUACUGAUCCCCUGGCCUCACAGGAUCUAUACAACAUGGCGGCUUCUGAGUUCAAGGACAUAAAGCUGUAUGAUGGCUUCUUGCAUGACCUUCUGUUCGAGCCUGAGCGCGAAGAGGUUGCUCAGGACAUCAUUAACUGGAUGGAAAAGAGGUUGUUAACUCUUUGAAAAUGUCAAUGAUAUCCGGGGUUCUUAUUGCAAGGGCUAAGACAAUAAAGAAAAGGAAUGCCAUGUCUGUUUUGACAGUAUAAAAAUGAAGUCGCCCCAGGAAAGGGCUAAAGGGUGGCGGAAGCAGUUAGGAUUUUGCUCAUUUCAUCUCUUGAACUUAGGUAUUAGAUAUAAAAUAUUGGGAUUCUCUGGGGAUCGAUGGUUUCAUCAAGAAAACAUGUACAUUUAUUAGCUGACUUUAUAAGUUUCAGUAUUGUUUUCUUCCCGCAUUCUUCCAAUUUGUGAUCCUCUGAUCUUUUCUAUGUAAUAUAUAAAAUUAUUGCA
Messenger RNA from Arachis stenosperma, 1639 nucleotides. RefSeq lists its product as uncharacterized. The coding region runs from base 173 to 1315 and encodes 380 amino acids. The record is from RefSeq and is a predicted model, not a curated record. Gene Ontology annotation, cellular component: membrane. Lineage: Eukaryota; Viridiplantae; Streptophyta; Magnoliopsida; Fabales; Fabaceae. Gene Ontology annotation, molecular function: lipase activity. The transcript is spliced from 7 exons.